CAAAACAAAGAGGGCUUACUUAGAGUUUAUCUUAUGUUACUUUGGAUUUUCAUGAGAGAAGUGUUUUAUGUUCUAUUAUAUUGUUAGUGAUGUCAGGGGAUCGGGAUGACGUUGAUUCGAACAGCGUUGAAACAAUGAAUGGUGGUCUUGAUUUCGAUCACGAGAGUGACGGGGGUCAUGAAAGCGAUAAUGCAGAUGAUGUUGAUAUCGGUGACAAUGGUUCCGAUCAUGAAUUUGAUCCCCAUGAUGUUUUUGAUGAACAAAAGGCCUGUAUUUCCGUAGCGAAGUUCUUCUGUUCUGCUGGACUGCCACCUCAGACAGCCAAUGAAUACCAUUUUAGAGCUCUUUCCAACCACCUUAAUCCUCAAUUUCGAGGUAGUGUUGCAGAUAUUGGGCGUUAUUGCCUGGAAACGUAUGAUGAGGUGAAAGCAAAAAUCAAACAAGUUCUGAGUAAUUUGGAAGGGCAAAUGAGCCUUUCGAUUGAAAUAUUGAGGUAUGAGAAGCGCUACUAUUAUGUACGAGAUUAUCUGUGCCUAUCAGCACAUUUCAUUGACAGUAAUUGGAAGAUGAAGAAGUGGAUCCUUAGGUUUAGACGGGAUGAUCUGAAGGAGUUACCUCACGAGUUCUUACUGAAUGCUGUGAAAGAGUGGGAGAUUGAGGGGAAGGUGUCCGUCAUCACUAUGCUAAAUGACCAUCUUUUUGAUGAAACAUUUGAGCUCGUUCAAGAUCACAUUAUAGGAAAUAGAGAACUGAAAUUAAAUGGUCGUAUGUAUCGAGUAUAUUGUGCUGGUGACAUGGUUAGUCGAAUGGUGCAGGGUGCAUAUAAGCCGAUAAGCAAGACUAUUGACAUAGUAAGCGAACUGUAUCCCUUUUGGAAUUCACAACCACUGUGGUAUCUCACAAGUUUCAAACUCAAGGAUGCUUUAGAAUUGGAGUCUAAGGGUGAGUAUUCAUCGGAUUUUGUGCUGGAUAAUUAUAAAGUGCCUUCUGCAGAUGAAUGGGCGAAAGUCAGAAGCAUAUGUGAACUUGUGGAUAGCAUUUAUAAGGUGACUGAAGUGUUAUUCCAAGCAAAAUAUCCGACUGCUAACAUCUACCUGUAUCAUCUUCGAGAGCUUCGGGAAAUACUGCUUGAGAAAUCCACGAGUUCGGAUGUUUUUAUUCAAGGGGUGGCCAAGAAAAUGCUGGAGAAAUUUGACAAGUAUUGGAAGAAAAUGUACUUGGUGUUGGCUGUUGCCAUGGUGAUGGAUCCUCGGUUUAAGAUGAAAUACCUAGAGUUCACUUCUUCUGAAUUUGAUGAUAGUGAUGGCAUCCCCGGUUUUACAACUGUUUUGGAAGCCGUUCGAAGUCUUUUCAAUGAUUAUGUCGCCCAAUUUCCCAAAAAGGAUUAUGAUUCCAAUUAUUCAACUUCUUCUGAAUCAGCUUCCGAUUUAGAGGAAGAAGGUGAAGAGGAGUCACGAGACAAGAUUGAGGAAGAACCCCGUAAUUUAGAUGACGUUUAUAAACUGCUGCCGGAUUACUUUCAGUUCGUCCAAUCUGCUUCCCGUCUCCCAAAGUCAGAGCUAGAUUGGUAUUUGGAGGAACCCGUUGUACCAUGGAGCCACGAUUUCAACGCCUUGAGUUGGUGGAGAAGUGCGAGUGCAAAGUAUCCUGUUUUAUCGAAAAUGGCUCGAAAUCUUUUGGGAAUCCCUUUAUCUGUUGCUACUUCAUAUGAGGCUUUUUAUACAGAACCAAGGGAAGCUGAUGAAAGGAUAAUUCGGUCGGGACCAAAGAUGAUGAAUGCCUUGAUGUGCACUAAAAGCUGGUACCCAUGGCCCUGAAAGAUUUCAAAAGGGUAAAUGGUUUUUUUUUUUGGCUGGUUUUUGGAUGGCAAGGAGAAUCAAAUUUGUUGGAGCGAGCUUUUGGAAGAGCUGGCAGAUACCAUGGGGGUUUGAAAUUCGUCUAUUUUGGUUAUUUUUAAAACUGGAUAUGUUGAUGGGUGUUUAUCUGCCUUGUUAUUUAUUACUGGAGUAGUACGUACUAUGCUUUUUUGUUACUACGACCGCGCGAAG
Rhododendron vialii is the source of this 2048-nucleotide messenger RNA. Its product is annotated as zinc finger BED domain-containing protein RICESLEEPER 1-like. The transcript is spliced from 3 exons. Bases 90 to 1817 code for a protein of 575 amino acids. Gene Ontology annotation, molecular function: protein dimerization activity; DNA binding. Lineage: Eukaryota; Viridiplantae; Streptophyta; Magnoliopsida; Ericales; Ericaceae. The record is from RefSeq and is a predicted model, not a curated record.